Messenger RNA from Lolium perenne, 2182 nucleotides. RefSeq names its product pyrophosphate--fructose 6-phosphate 1-phosphotransferase subunit alpha. Gene Ontology annotation, molecular function: 6-phosphofructokinase activity; ATP binding; diphosphate-fructose-6-phosphate 1-phosphotransferase activity. Lineage: Eukaryota; Viridiplantae; Streptophyta; Magnoliopsida; Poales; Poaceae. Gene Ontology annotation, cellular component: cytosol. Gene Ontology annotation, biological process: fructose 6-phosphate metabolic process; photosynthesis; glycolytic process. The record is from RefSeq and is a predicted model, not a curated record.
CUUUAUUGUUUUUUCAGCGACGCACGAGCAGAACCCCGUCCCCGUACCGAGAGAGAUCCCAGACAGAGGAAAACACAACCCCCGCCGGGCCGGCCGGCGACGCGACAUUGCGAGGAGUCUGAUCGGUCGAGGCGAGAUGGGCAGCGAGCUGUCGAGCCUCCAGAAGCAGCGCGCGCUCUACCACCCCGCGCUCCCGCCCUGCCUCCAGGGCACUACGGUGAAGGUGGAGUACGGCGGCGCGGCGAUCGCCGCGGACAGCGGGGACUCGCAUGUCAUCAGCCAUGCGUUCCCACACACGUACGGCCAGCCGCUGGCGCAUUUCCUACCCAAGACGGCCAAUGUCCCGGACGCUGCCGUCGUAACAGAGCACCCUGUCGUCAGGGUUGGUGUCGUCUUCAGUGGUAGGCAGUCCCCAGGUGGGCACAAUGUUAUAUGGGGACUACAUGAUGCUAUAAAUGCUCACAACCCAAACAGCAAACUUAUCGGUUUUCUUGGUGGAACCGAUGGUUUGUUUGCACAGAAAACUUUGGAAAUCACCAAUGAAGUUAUUUCUUCAUAUAAAAAUCAAGGUGGUUAUGAUAUGCUUGGUCGGACUAGGGAUCAAAUCAGAACAACUGAACAAGUAAAGGCAGCAAUGAAUACUUGCCAAGCUUUGAAGUUGGAUGCUCUUGUAAUAAUUGGAGGUGUCACAUCCAACACAGAUGCUGCUCAGCUUGCUGAGACUUUUGCUGAGUCAAAGUGUUCAACAAAGGUAGUUGGUGUUCCUGUAACUCUGAAUGGUGAUCUUAAGAACCAGUUUGUAGAGACAACUGUUGGUUUUGAUACCAUAUGCAAGGUCAACUCACAGCUCAUCGGUAACGUCUGCACUGAUGCUCUUUCUGCUGAGAAGUAUUACUAUUUCGUUCGCCUGAUGGGGCGGAAAGCAUCUCAUGUGGCCUUGGAAUGUGCUCUUCAAUCACAUCCAAAUAUGGUUUUACUCGGGGAGGAGGUUGCUGCAUCAAAACUUACAAUUUCUGACAUUACAAAGCAGAUAUGUGAUGCUGUCCAGGCAAGGGCUGAAAAAGAUAAAUAUCAUGGUGUUGUACUUAUUCCUGAGGGACUUGUCGAGAGUAUUCCUGAAUUGUACGCUUUGCUUCAGGAAAUUCAUGGGCUACAUGAUAAAGGUGUUUCCAUUGAGAACAUCUCUUCUCAUCUUUCCCCAUGGGCUUCUGCUCUAUUUGACUUCUUGCCUCCAUUUAUCAGGAAACAGCUACUACUCCAUCCAGAAUCUGACGAUUCUGCUCAGCUUUCUCAGAUUGAGACUGAGAAGCUUCUAGCACAGCUAGUUGAGACAGAAAUCAACAAACGUCUGGAUGAAGGCACUUACAAAGGAAAGAAGUUCAAUGCGAUUUGCCACUUUUUUGGGUACCAAGCCAGAGGUGCCCUGCCCUCAAAGUUCGAUUGCGAUUACGCUUAUAUUCUUGGUCAUGUAUCCUAUCACAUCUUAGCUGCUGGCCUGAAUGGUUACAUGGCCACUGUGACAAAUCUUAAGAGUCAUGUGGACAAGUGGAAAUGUGGCGCUGCACCUAUUACGUCUAUGAUGACUGUAAAGGGGUCGCGAGGUCCUGCUGCCAGUCAAAUUGGGAAGCCUGCUGUCCACAUGGCGAGCGUUGACUUGAAAGGAAAGGCAUACGAGUUGUUGAGGCAAAACUCUUCCAGCUUCUUGAUGGAUGACAUCUACAAGAACCCUGGACCACUGCAAUUUGAAGGAGCAGGUGCAGAGGCAAAGCCUAUUUCAUUGUGCGUGGAAGAUAGAGACUACAUGGGGAGGAUCAAACAGUUGCAGGAGUAUUUGGAGAAGGUGAAAAGCAUGGUGAAGCCUGGGUGCUCGCAAGAUGUGCUGAAAGCUGCACUAAGCUCUAUGGCACAUGUGAUGGAGCUGCUGACCAUCAUGUCUUCGCCGUCUUACAACGGUCAGGCAACCAUCUGAGAGGAAAACUCGGAGCAUUGGACAUGCCUGGAAUCUCAUGUGGUUCCACAAACAUAUUUUUCGUAUUUUUGUCGGUCAUAAAAACCGUGAGCUUGAUAGCUAUCUGCUCAUAAUCUGAGAAUUUUAGUGGAGAUUGAUAUGAGUUGGAACAGGAAUAAUUGCCCUCUUUUAAAGAAGAAACAAAAGAGUUAGAGGACAUCCUCAUUUCCUUCA